Molecule: messenger RNA, 3137 nt
Organism: Carlito syrichta (Philippine tarsier)
Lineage: Eukaryota; Metazoa; Chordata; Mammalia; Primates; Tarsiidae
Gene: TBC1D31
Product: TBC1 domain family member 31
Exons: 20
Coding region: 40-2994 (984 amino acids)
Cellular component (GO): centrosome
Molecular function (GO): protein binding
Source: RefSeq, a predicted model, not a curated record
AUGCUACCAGGUUCGUCUUCCUGAAAGACAGGCCUGGCUAUGCUUCUGCACCAAAAAACUCACGUGGCCUCCUGUCUGUGUAGGUUUAAUCUUGUUCAGCGAACAGCACAAGCUUGUACAGCUCUGGCCUUUAAUCUUCGUAGGAAAUCUGAAUUCCUUGUGGCAUUAGCUGAUUAUUCAAUUAAAUGUUUUGAUACAGUCACCAAGGAGCUCGUUAGCUGGAUGAGAGGACACGAGUCCUCAGUGUUUUCCAUCUCCGUGCAUGCGUCCGGGAAAUACGCCAUCACCACUUCUUCUGACACAGCUCAGCUGUGGGACUUGGACACCUUUCAGAGGAAAAGAAAGCUGAACAUCCGCCAGUCUGUGGGUAUUCAGAAGGUUUUCUUCCUACCAUUGAGUAAUACCAUCCUCAGCUGUUUUAAGGACAGCUCUAUCUUUGCCUGGGAAUGUGAUACACUGUUCUGCAAAUAUCAAUUGCCAGCUCCCCCUGAAAGCUCUAGUAUAUCCUACAGAGUAUUUGCUGUGACCAGAGAUGGCCGGAUCCUGGCUGCCGGCGGCAAAUCCAGUCAUCUUCAUUUGUGGUGCUUGGAGGCUAAACAGCUCUUUAGAAUUAUCCAGAUGCCUACCAAAGUCCGAGCCAUCCGCCAUCUAGAAUUUCUUCCUGACAGUUUUGAUGCUGGUUCUAAUCAGGUUCUUGGAGUGCUAAGUCAAGAUGGUAUUAUGAGAUUUGUCAACAUACAGACUUGUAAACUUCUGUUUGAAAUUGGGAGCCUUGAUGAAGGAAUUAGCUCAUCAGUAAUUAGCCCACAUGGACGAUACAUUGCAUCUAUUAUGGAAAAUGGAAGUUUAAACAUAUAUUCAGUUCAGGCUUUAACACGAGAAAUAAACAAGCCACCUCCUCCUUUGGUGAAAGUGAUUGAAGAUUUGCCCAAGAAUAAACCGAGUUCUGGUGACCUUAAGAUGAAAGUGGUGACGGGAAGAGUACAGCAACCGGCAAAAUCCAGGGAAAGCAAAAUGCAAACUAGAAUAUUAAAGCAAAACCUGGUCGGAAACAUUGAAAGUGAAGAGAAUGACUUGCCAGAGGGACUCAACAAAAAGCGUUUGCAAAUCUUACUAAAAGGCUAUGGUGAAUAUCCAACAAAAUACAGAAUGUUCAUUUGGCGCUCCCUGCUUCAGCUGCCUGAAAAUCACACUGCGUUUAGUAGCCUCAUGGAUAAGGGGACGCACGUGGCGUUUCUCAACCUUCAGAAGAAGUACCCCAUCAAAAGCAGGAAGCUUCUCCGGGUGCUACAGAGAACCUUGUCUGCCCUAGCCCACUGGUCGGCCAUCUUCAGCGACACACCGUAUCUUCCACUCUUGGCAUUUCCGUUUGUAAAAUUGUUCCAGAACAACCAGCUCAUCUGCUUUGAAGUUGUUGCUACUCUCAUAAUCAAUUGGUGUCAACACUGGUUUGAAUAUUUUCCUAAUCCUCCCAUCAAUAUUCUUAGCAUGAUAGAAAACGUUUUGGCAUUUCAUGACAAGGAACUGCUACAGCACUUCAUAGAUCAUGAUAUAACUUCCCAGCUGUAUGCCUGGCCGCUCCUUGAGACGGUGUUCUCAGAAGUGCUGACACGGGAGGAGUGGCUGAAGCUGUUCGAUAAUGUCUUUUCCAACCAUCCCGCCUUCCUCCUGAUGACUGUUGUAGCCUAUAGCACCUGCUCCAGGGUGCCUCUGCUCAGCUGCAGACUCAAGGAUGAUUUUGAGUAUUUCUUUCACCACCGGAAUAACCUGGAUAUAAAUGUUGUGAUUAGAGAAGUUUAUCGUCUCAUGGAGACCACGCCCACUAACAUUCAUCCAGGCAGCAUGCUUGAUGCUUUUGUUGCACUGACGAAAGGACAAUAUCCAGUGUUUAAUCAAUAUCCAAAGUUUAUUGUGGACUAUCAGACACAGGAACGCGAAAGAAUAAGAAAUGAUGAGCUGGAUUACUUAAGGGAGAGGCAGACGGUUGAAGACUUGCAGGCCGAAGUGGACCAGCAGAGGGCUGAAGACGAAGCCUGGUGCCAGAGGCAGGAGCUGCUGCGGAGAGCCGAGGAGGCGAGGCGAGAGGUUCUCCUGCAGGAGGCGGGGAAAAUGGCGCAGCAGAGGCAGAGACUAGCUGAUGUGAAAAGAGAGCUGAGAAUGACAGAGACACCCUUACAAGACUCUGCGCGAUGGCGUUUUCUGAAGCUUCAGCAGGAUCAGCGGGAGAUGGAGCUGCAAAGGCUGGAUGAUGAGAUGGGGAGCAAGAUGCAUAUGCGAGAUCAAGAAAUUGCUGCCAGAGCCAAAGACCUGGAAGUGAGAUGGCUGGAACUCGAGUCACAAAAAAGGCUUUUUGAGAAGGAUCUUGGUGAAAGGCAAGAAGCUGCUGCAAAGGCAUUGCGAGAAGAUGCACGUGCCUUUAGGCAAAGAGUGGACCUCGAAGAGCACAUGAUUCACAAACUGGUGGAAAUGGGUGGAGCCCAGGGCCAGAAGACUCAGCAGAUGACGGAAGAAGAUCUGGCAAAAACUGAACAAGCGUGCCUGAAUACUGACUGGAAAAUUCAAGCUUUGCAGAAACAAAAGUGUGACGAUUUGCAACGAAGCAAAUGUUGCCAGGAAGUAGCCAGACUCAAAUGUUGCCAGGAAGUAGCCAGACUCCUUCGGGAAAACAGAAGGAAAGAAAUAGAGGUGUUAAAUGCAGUGUUGGAGGAGGAAACGAAGAAGUGGAGGGAAGCCGGCGACAAGGAGUCUUGCUUGAGAUCGGCGAAGCAAGCGUCUGCUCUUUCGGAUGCAUCCCGGCAGGGGCUUUUACAGCAGGAGAUCAGUGCUGCCAGAGAACGUGCUGGAAGCCCCCCUGAAAAAACUUCCUUAAGUCGGAGAGCCGCAGGAUGGGACACCGCGGAGCAGACUCUCAUCAAGAAGGUGCGAGAGCUGCGCCAGAGGCUUGCUGCCCAGGCCCGCCAGCGACGCCAGGCCCCGGGUCUCCUGGCGGCGUGAGGCCGCCCACCCUGAGGUGGCUGCGGAGAGACAUGCCCGCUUUGCAAUCAGUGACGCCGAUCUCUAGAUCUUUUGUUUUAAGUUCCCGUGAGGAUCAGCCUUGUGCAUGAAAAAUGUCCAUAAAGACUGUGUGUCGUGUUUCA